ACAUUUCAAGCGCGUAUUAGAUUUCUUCACAUGGCAAAGCACAACUCGACAACUUUAGCACAUCCCCACAGAAUAUUACUCUCUGGCUGACGCGGCGGGAACACGAUAAAAUCCUCAGUAUAAAUAGCGCGCCAACGCCGCGUCGCAGUUGAUCAGACCAAACCCAAGAAGAACACAAGAAUUCGAAGCUAUAGCCCAAGAAUUCAUUGGGUCGGUGAAGAUGAGCGUGGAGAUCCUGGACGGGAGGACGGUGGAGAGCUUCGUGGAGGACGAGGGCGCCUUCAACUCCACGGUGGACGACCGGUUCGCGGCGCUGGACGCCGACCGCGACGGCCGGCUGUCCUACGCCGACAUGGCUGGGGAGCUGAUGUCGCUCCGCGUGCUGGAGACCCACUUUGGCGUCGACAAGGCCGCCAUGGGCGCCGACGAGCUCGUGGAGCUGUACCGCGGCCUGUUCGCCCGGUUCGACCGCGACGGCGACGGCGCCGUCGACCGGGAGGAGUUCCGGGCGGAGAUGAAGGAGGUGAUGCUCGCCGUCGCCAGCGGGCUCGGCUUCCUGCCGGUGCAGAUGGUCGUCGAGGAGGGCAGCUUCCUCAAGAGGGCCGUCGAGAGGGAGCUCGCCAAAGCUGCCUAGUCGGCCAUGGCGCGAGCUGCACUGCACUGUGUCCGGAAGGGAUUCUGGCUACGGAGUGCAGGCGUAUCGAUCGAGAGAUUUUUGUUUGUACUAAUUAUUCAGCAUUUGUACGAGAGUUAUCAGUACGCACCAUGCCCGAUUUGCGUCCUGUUGCUGAAUGACAAUUCAGCUAUGUAACCCGGAUGAUGAUUAAUUUUUGUUUGAUUUGAAUUAUUUAGUGUCAACAAUUAAUAAAAUCCUGAUCUUAUCGAUGUCAAAGGAAAGGCAAAUACCUGAUUUCAGUAA
Oryza brachyantha (malo sina) is the source of this 919-nucleotide messenger RNA. RefSeq lists its product as uncharacterized. Gene Ontology annotation, molecular function: calcium ion binding. The coding region runs from base 221 to 634 and encodes 137 amino acids. The record is from RefSeq and is a predicted model, not a curated record. NCBI's taxonomy places the organism in Eukaryota, Viridiplantae, Streptophyta, Magnoliopsida, Poales, Poaceae. The transcript has a single exon.